AUAUAUUAUAUGUUAUAUAUAUUCUUCAAACUCUCCAACUUCACCACAAACUUCCCAUUCAGGACGGGUCGGGACCCAACACGUAACUCGGUUUUCUCUUCUUCCCCGUGGGAAUUCCUUGACAACUCGGCCAGACAAAAGAAAUCAUCUUCGAUCGGUUGUAAUCUUGGUGCUGGAUAAUUUUCGUUUGGAGUCGGUGGAUACUAGCUUUGGGUGUUUGUCUUCGGAUAAUAUGAGCUCUCAAUCUGGAAAUGAUCGAAGGGAUAGAACUAGAUUUCCUGCUCAAGGUGUUCGUCACCAGUGGGUCGUCAGGGGAUCCGUUGCCACCACCAUUGCGAACCCAAACCUGAUCCAAAACCCAAACCCAAACAUAGAGCCACCAUUGAGCUUAAAUCCCAAUCACAGAAAUGGUGGGAACCCGAAUUAUGGUUCUGCACCACCAGAGAGUCGGCCUAGGGGGACUAAUGGUCCAAGGGGAUACAUGGGUCGGCCAGCGAAUCAAAGGAGGGACAGGAUGAGGGAGAAGGAGAAGGAGGGGGAGAAGGAGAGGGAGAGCCAGGGUGGAAAGGCAUUGAAAGACUCUAAGGUGCCUCAGCUUGUGCAAGAAAUUCAGGAGAAGCUCAUGAAGGGCACUGUUGAAUGCAUGAUUUGUUAUGACAUGGUGCGGAGGUCAGCACCCAUUUGGUCUUGCUCAAGCUGUUACUCUAUUUUUCAUCUGAAUUGUACCAAGAAAUGGGCUCGGGCUCCUACUUCUGUUGACUUAUCUGCUGAGAAGAGUCAGGGACUUAAUUGGCGAUGUCCUGGGUGUCAGUCAGUGCAGCUUACAUCGUCCAAGGAGAUUCGGUAUGUUUGCUUUUGUGGGAAGAGGCCAGACCCACCUUCUGAUCUGUACUUGACUCCGCAUUCAUGUGGUGAACCAUGUGGUAAGCCACUUGAGAGGGAGAUCCCACAAGCUGGUGAGAGUGGUGAGGAUCUUUGCCCUCAUGUCUGUGUUUUGCAGUGCCACCCAGGUCCUUGCCCGCCUUGUAAGGCAUUUGCUCCGUCACGUUUGUGCCCAUGUGGGAAGAAAACAAUUACGACACGGUGCUCUGAUCGAAAGUCUGUUCUUACUUGUGGUCAGCGCUGUGACAAGCUUCUUGAGUGUAGGCGUCACAGGUGUGAUCGGAUUUGCCAUGUGGGACCUUGCGAUCCUUGUGAGGUUCUUAUCAAUGCAUCUUGUUUCUGCAAGAAGAAGGUGGAGGCUGUUCUUUGUGGAGACAUGGCUGUGAAGGGAGAACUGCAAACUGAGGAUGGUGUUUUUUCUUGUAAUUCUACUUGUGGGAAGAAGCUUUUAUGUGGUAAUCAUGUCUGCUGUGAAAUUUGCCAUCCAGGGUCUUGUGGAGAGUGUGAGUUAUUGCCAAGCAGGGUUAAGACUUGCUAUUGUGGGAAAACAAGCUUGCAGGAGGAUCGGCAGAGCUGUUUGGACCCAAUUCCAACAUGUUCUGAAAAAUGUGGCAGGCCCCUUCCUUGUGGGAUGCACCAUUGUACGGAGGUGUGCCAUGCUGGGGAUUGUCCACCAUGUUUGCUUAAGGUCUCUCAAAAAUGUCGUUGUGGAUCAACCUCUAGAACUGUGGAAUGCUAUAAAACAACAUUGGAAGAGAAAUUUACUUGUGAUAAACCUUGUGGACGGAAGAAGAAUUGCGGAAGGCACAGGUGCAGUGAACGAUGCUGUCCACUGUCUAAUUCAAGCAACCUCCUCCCUUGGGAGUGGGAUCCACACUUUUGCUCAAUGGCGUGUGGGAAGAAGCUUAGGUGCGGGCAGCAUGCUUGUGAAUCACUGUGUCACAGCGGCCAUUGCCCUCCUUGCCUCGAAACAAUCUUCACUGAGUUGAUGUGUGCAUGUGGAAGGACUUCAAUCCCUCCUCCAUUGCCUUGUGGUACUCCUCCUCCUUCAUGUCAGCUCCCUUGUUCAGUUCCUCAGCCUUGUGGCCACUCAUCUUCUCACAGCUGCCACUUUGGAGACUGCCCGCCUUGUUCUGUGCCUAUAGCGAAGGAAUGCAUUGGUGGACAUGUUGUCCUUAGGAAUAUACCUUGUGGUUCAAAGGAGAUUAGAUGUAACAAGCUUUGUGGGAAGACCAGGCAGUGUGGUAUGCAUGCCUGUGGCAGGACUUGCCACGCACCACCGUGUGAUACUUCAACUGGAUCUCCAGCAGGUUUGAAAACUUCUUGUGGGCAGACAUGUGGUGCUCCUCGGAGAGAUUGUAGGCACACUUGUAUAGCACCUUGUCACCCUUCUGCUCCUUGUCCGGAUGUAAUAUGUGAUUUCCUUGUAACAAUUGCAUGUUCUUGUGGCCGGAUAACAGCAACUGUUCCUUGUGAUGCUGGAGGCAGCAACGGUAACUUUAGUGCUGAUACUGUGCAUGAGGCUUGCAUUAUCCAAAGGCUGCCGGUGCCACUUCAACCAGUGGAAGCAGCUGGUAAGAAAAUUCCACUUGGGCAGAGGAAGCUUAUGUGUGAUGAUGAAUGUGGUAAGUUAGAACGGAAACGGGUUCUAGCAGAUGCUUUUGAUAUUAGUCCAAACUUAGAGGCUCUUCAUUUUGGAGAGAAUUCUGUUGUAUCUGAAGUGCUUGCAGACCUCUACAGACGUGAUCCAAAGUGGGUAUUGGCUGUGGAGGAGAGGUGUAAGUUCAUGGUACUUGGCAAGAGCAAAGGAACUACAGGUGGUCUUAAGGUUCAUGUUUUCUGUCCAAUGCUGAAGGAUAAGAGAGAUGCAGUAAGGCUGAUCGCAGACAGAUGGAAACUUGCCAUUCAUUCUGCUGGUUGGGAGCCCAAGCGUUUUGUUGUGGUUCAUGUUACACGCAAAUCGAAAGCCCCUCCUCGUGUGAUUGGUGUUAAGGGUUCCACUGCCCUGAAUGCACCCCAUCCUCCUGCUUUUGAUCCUUUGGUAGACAUGGAUCCAAGGCUGGUUGUUUCUUUUCCUGAUUUGCCAAGAGAUGCAGAUAUAAGUGCAUUGGUCUUGAGGUUUGGUGGGGAAUGCGAACUAGUUUGGCUGAAUGAUAAUAAUGCAUUGGCUGUAUUUAGUGAUCCUGCCCGAGCAGCGACUGCUAUGAGGAGAUUGGAUCAUGGGACUGCAUAUAAUGGAGUUGUUGUGGUUCUACCUAAUGGUGGUGCAGCAGCAGCAUCUUCAGCUACUAAUGCCUGGGGAGGAGCAGGGAUGACCAAGGAAGGGGGAGCAGUUGCAGCUCUGAAGGGUAACCCAUGGAAGAAGGCUGUUAUUCAUGAGCCUGGUUGGAAGGAAGAUUUGUGGGGUGAAGAAGAGUGGUCUAGUGGUUCUGCAGAUAUGCAGGCUUCUGUGUCGAAAAAAGAAGGUCCAAUUGCCGCUUCAUUAAAUCGGUGGAGUGUCCUAGAUUCUGAAAAGCCUUCGAGUUCAUCCACUGCACCUCACAGAAUUGAGGAUCCUGAGAAAGGGGCAAGUAGUCAAUCUGGUUCGGUAUUGGAAUCUGAUGCGAGUGGCGUGAGUUCAUCACGGCAGCAUCAAGAUAAUUUUAGUGCAACAGAAAUGUCUGAGGUGGUUGAUGAUUGGGAGAAGGCUUAUGAUUUUUAUCAUUAUAUUGUCAAUCUUAUCACCAAUAUGGAUAUUUCACCGAGCCCUGGCACCUUCUCCAAUGACAAGAGGAUGUCAUGGAAGCGUAUACUUCUUUUCUCAUUUCAAAGCCUUGGAGUAAUUUAUGGUCAAAUAAGUACUGCUCCCCUGUAUGUUUUUGGGACAAUUUGUGAACAAGAUAUCAAAUCAGAGGAGGCUGUAUAUGAGCUCUUCUCGUUUAUUUUCUGGACAAUGACCAUCAUUUCUUUACUGAAGUAUUCCUAUAUAGUACUAAUGGCUGAUGAUGAUGGAGAGGGUGGCACUUUUGCUCUGUACUCACUAUUAUGCAGGCAUGCGAAAGUAGGUCUGCUUCCAAUUGACAGAAGCUCAAUUGAGGCUAUGAAUUAUGAGGCAGGAAGCCCUUUUGAGGUCAAGGUGGAAUCAAGGGCAAGAAGGGCCAUUGCGAAACAUAAAAGUAGUCAAUAUUUGGUGUUGUUCUUGGCUCUUUUUGGUUCUUGCAUGACAAUUGGUGUUGGGGUGCUUACCCCGGCUCUUUCUGUGUUCUCAGCUUCAUCAGGUGUGCAAAGAUCAUUGUCGGAUAUGACACAUAAAAUUUUUUCUUCACAAAGUACACAGCAGUCUGUCUCAAGAGCUUUAGAAAGAUAUGUACCAGUUCCCUCUGCAUGUGCUAUAUUGGUAUGCCUUUUCAUGCUGCAGCACUAUGGGACACAUAAUAUAGCAUUUAUGUUUGCUCCAAUUAUCAGUAUUUGGCUGUUAUUUAUAAGUGCAGUGGGCAUAUAUAAUAUCUUUUAUUGGAACAAAAGAAUCAUCCUUGCGAUCUCCCCAGUAUACAUGUACAGAUUUGUGCAAAAUAUUGGUGUUAAAAGUUGGAGAUCUUUAGGCAGCAUCAUCCUAUGUCUGGCAGGACUAGAGGCCAUGUUUGCAGAUCUAGGUCAUUUCUCCAAGAAAUCAAUCAAGAUUGCUUUUGUCUGCCUAAUUUAUCCAGUCCUCAUCGCAUGCUAUGCGGGUCAAGCUUCAUAUAUGUCCAAAAACUUGCAUGCUAUAAAUUUUAAUCAUCUAAGUGAAUCUGUCCCUGGAGCUAUUCGCCACUCAUUCGUUGCGUUAUCCCUACUUGCCUCAGUUGUAGGAAGCCAAGCAACCAUAACAGCCAGUUUCUCUGUUAUAAACCAGUGUCUGUCACUUAAUUGUUUUCCCAGGGUGAAAGUUAUUCAUACAUCAGAUAAGAUACGUGGGCAGGUCUAUAUUCCUGACGUCAACUGGUUACUGAUGAUCCUCAGCCUUACAGUCACAAUUGUUUUCCGCAACAUUGUGAAAAUUGGUAACGCAGCAGGAUUGGCAGUAAUUUCUGGAAUGCUUGUAACGACAUGUCUUAUGUCUCUUGUAAUUGCCCUGUACUGGGAGAAAAGUCUGCUUCUUUCUGCAUGUUUUUUGAUAUUCUUUGGCUUCAUCGAGAUCACGUAUCUGUCAGCCUGUAUGUUGAACUUUCACAGAGGAGCUUGGUAUCUUGUUUUCCUUUUGGCAUUGUCCUUGACCGUCAUGCUUGCAUGGCAUUAUGGAACCAAGAAGAAGUAUGAAUUUGAUUUAGAGAACAAGGUGACAACAGAAUGGCUUACAGAACUUAGCUUAGGCCUUGGAGUUUGCAGGGUGCCUGGAAUUGGCUUCAUUUACACAGAUAUAGUAACUGGAAUCCCAUCCUUUUUCUCACACUUCAUUGCCAACCUUCCUGCAUUUCAUCAGGUGCUGAUUUUUGUUUCCUUCAAGUCUCUACCAGUGCCUUAUGUCCCCCCGAGUCGAAGGUAUCUUAUAGGAAGGGUAGGACCUAAAGAUUACAAAAUAUAUCGUUGCAUUGUGAGACAUGGGUACCGUGAUCACAUUAAGGACACCGAUGACUUCGAGGAAGAGAUUAUUCGUUCCAUUGGAGAAUUCAUUGCCAUUGAAGACAAUGAUCUUGAAUCCCUGAAUUCCCAGGAAGGCAGAAUGAUUGUUAUUGGAAAGCCACUGUCAGAUGGGAAUGCCUUGGUUCCACUAAAUGAUACCAACUCAUAUAAAGGUUCUGCAAACUUUGAAAACAAUUACUCUCAGACAAGUACAUCGGGUUCUUCAUUAGAGAGCAGCUGUGCUCCUGUAAACAGGAAAAAGGUUAGGUUCAUGUUGCCUCCAAAUAGUCCAAAAAUGCAGGUAUCUGUGAGGAAGGAGCUACAAGAGCUAAUUGAUGCAAGGGAAAGUGGUACUGCAUAUGUCCUGGGACAGUCACAUUUAGCAUUGCGUCAAGGCUCAAACUUUCUAAAGCGGUUCUUGAUCAAGACAUACAUAUUUUGUGACAAAAAUUGCCGAGAAACUCCGGUGGCCCUGAACAUUCCUCAUGCUGCUCUUGUAGAGGUUGGUAUGGUCUACACAAUAUAAACUUGUACAUCAUUGUAAUGGAGUUUAUUACAGCAAAGGAAAUGAGGGUAAAAUUUGCUAAAGAAACAAAAAAAGUGAUAGAAGAAAAGAAAAGAACAUAAUGGUUUGAAUUGAGUUCAAAGGAAACAGAAAACAGUAAACUAAAAGCUAAUCUUUUUUCUUCUGGUGUCA
This is a messenger RNA of Carya illinoinensis, 6157 nucleotides long. Its product is annotated as NF-X1-type zinc finger protein NFXL1. The coding region runs from base 233 to 5986 and encodes 1917 amino acids. Gene Ontology annotation, molecular function: zinc ion binding; DNA-binding transcription factor activity, RNA polymerase II-specific; potassium ion transmembrane transporter activity. Gene Ontology annotation, biological process: potassium ion transmembrane transport; regulation of DNA-templated transcription. NCBI's taxonomy places the organism in Eukaryota, Viridiplantae, Streptophyta, Magnoliopsida, Fagales, Juglandaceae. The transcript is spliced from 12 exons. Gene Ontology annotation, cellular component: nucleus; membrane. The record is from RefSeq and is a predicted model, not a curated record.